AUUUUUCUUAGAGUAAAUUACAUAAAUUUGGUUAAAUAUGGAAGACAAGAAAGAAGCCCAAUCAGACAGCGGAAACGUAAAAGUUGUCUGCAGAUUCAGGCCAGUAAACCAAAGUGAGCUUAGCAAGAACGGAGAGGAACAGAUUUGACAGUUUAGUGAUAACCAGAAAUCAGUCACCAUCCUCUGUUCGAAGAAUUCCGGCGGCUCUGCAGGCAGCAACAAGUUCACAUUUGAUAGGGUCUUUGAUACCCAGGUUACACAGAGAGAAGUUUAUGAAAAAGCAGCCAAACCUAUUAUUGAGGGAGUACUUAAGGGAUUUAACGGAACAGUCUUUGCAUAUGGACAAACUGGCUCUGGAAAGACCCAUACCAUGCAAGGACCUGAUAUCGAAGACCUUGAGCAGCAAGGGAUCGUUCCUAGGAUGGUCAGAACAAUAUUCAACCGUAUCAACUCCUUAGAUGAUAACGUAGAAUAUACAAUCAAAGUCUCCAUGGCUGAAAUUUAUAUGGAGAAAAUUAAGGAUUUACUUGAUCCCACCAAGGUGAAUUUGAAAAUUAAGAAAGAUAAAGACAGAGGAAUUUACGUACAGGAUUUAACAGAACAAUACAUCGCAUCUGAAACUGAUGUGUACGAUAUAAUGAAGGUCGGUAAUGACAACAGGACUGUUGCAAGCACUCAGAUGAAUGAUGCCUCUUCAAGAUCUCACUCUAUCUUCAUUAUGAAUAUUGCUCAGAAUAAUUUGGAUGAUCAUUCUUCAAAGUCAGGAAAUCUUUACCUUGUUGAUUUAGCAGGAUCUGAGAAAGUGGCAAAAACUAAUGUGAGGGGAACACAGUUAGAAGAAGCUAAAGGAAUCAAUCAAUCUCUGAGUACUCUUGGUAAGGUGAUCCACGCUUUGACAGAUAAGAAGACCACCCACGUUCCUUACAGAGAGUCCAAGCUCACCAGGAUUUUGACAGAAUCCUUGGGAGGUAAUGCUAAAACAUGCUUAAUCAUCACAUGUUCACCCUCACCGUACAAUGAGCUGGAAACUAUUUCGACUCUGAGGUUUGGGACUGCUGCUAGGAACAUCAAAAAUAAGCCUAAAGUAAACAGGGAAUACACUGUAGCAGAGCUAAAACUGAUUGUGUCUAAGAAGGACAAGCUGAUUUCAGCUCUUCGAAAGAGAAUCCUCUUCUUAGAAAAUUUCAUUAAGGAAAAUGGUCUUGAGGUCCCAUCAGACGAAACUCUGAAGGAACUCGCCAAGAAGCUUGGUCCUGAAGUAGAUAAGAUCAUCCAGGAAGAACAGGAAAUGAACGAUGAAGAGGAAAAAGAAAAUUCUGAAGAAGAAAAAAAUGAUGAAGAGAAGAUAGACACUGGGGACUAUGUUGAAUUUGAUAUCCCUCCUCAAGAACAACUUGAAGACUUGGAGGAGUCUAAGAUCGAUGAGGAUGAUUCCAAUAAUUUUAUUGAUGAAGAACAGAAGGAGAAAGCCCAGAAAUUCCUUCAGUUAGUUGAGUCAAACACUGGUAACUCCUCAGAAACCCAGGCCAAAAUUUUGGAGGAAUACCUUAAAGCUCAGAAACUCCUCACUCAAGAGAGAGAAAAAUGUCAAAAUCAAGUCGACUUAAUCUCUAACCUCCAAGAAGAUCAGCAAAUCUUCCAAUCAAAGAUCCAAAAGCUUUCUCUGGUAAAAGAAGAUUUCGAUAACUACAAGGAAGCCACUGAACAAAAGGUAAAUGAGUUAAAGGAAGAAACUGAAGACGCCAAGAAUGAACUUGAGAUUACAAAUGCCAAAAUGACCAAGGUUGAGAGAGAACUAGCUGAAAUCAAAAAGCUCUAUGUCACAGCUAAAGCUAAAGUUGAGAGAUACGAAGAGAAAGGCACUGAGUUCAUGAUAGAUGAAUCCAAGCAGAACAAGGAGUUUAGAAAGGAAGUUAUUGAAGGAGAUGAGGUGAUCAGAAUGGAGAUCAAAGCUCUACAUGAUCAAAUUGCUGAAAGAGACCAGCUUUUGAACCAAAUACAACAAAAUCCUGAUGUUAGUUCAGACCUGAAAGCUAUUAUUGAAGAGUCUCAACAUAAACUUUUUGAACAAGAGAAGCAAGCCAUGGCAGAUAGCGAUAAUCCUCUGCUUAAGAAGUUCCUUAUAGAAGGGGGAGAUAUUGACCUGGUCCCAAAGCAGGAUUCUUGAUACUUAGCUCCAUCUGAUGUUGAAAGAAUUAUUGCUAAGCAAAAAGAGGAUCAGAAAUUACUAUCCAAAAAGAAGAAGAAAGUGUCCAAGCUAAAGAAGGAAAACAGUGCUCUCCAAGCUAAGGUAGCCUCCUUGGCUAAUAUUGAAAAAUCCGAUCUUGAAGCUAUCGCAGAUGCGAUGGCUGAAGACAAGCUAGAGGAUAUUAAAGAAGAGUUUACCAACGAGAAGGAGAAGAUCAUGGAGAGCCUGCAGAAUAGGAUCGAAAAAGUUCUACAACUUGAGAUGGAAAUAGAUAUUCAUCAGGAGCAAUAUGCCAAGCUGAGAGAUAUUGUUGAUAGUGACCAUACUGGUAAGACCAAAAUCAUGCUGAAUUAUGAAAAGAAUAUUGAAUCCUUGAACCUUAUUUACCAACAAACCGCUGGUGAGUUAGCAGCAAUGAAAGUUGAGAUGAAGGUCUCUCAGAAACAAGUUAAAUCACUUACUAAAAAGCUUGAGAAGACAAAAACAGAUCUGAAGAAGAAAUCUGAUGAGAAUAAGAACUUGAGAAGGAUUGCUUCUAAGCUGCGGGAUGCAGUUGAAAAUGAGAACUUCGUGCAUCAGAGAAACACCGUGGUGAACCCUCAUCACAGAACCUUAAGAAAGGUGAUCAAGAAGACCAAGAAGUUUUAA
Messenger RNA from Moneuplotes crassus, 2836 nucleotides. NCBI's taxonomy places the organism in Eukaryota, Ciliophora, Spirotrichea, Euplotida, Euplotidae. The record is from the annotation of a GenBank genome assembly.